This is a messenger RNA of Histoplasma capsulatum G186AR, 411 nucleotides long. RefSeq lists its product as uncharacterized. Bases 1 to 411 code for a protein of 136 amino acids. The record is from RefSeq and is a predicted model, not a curated record. NCBI's taxonomy places the organism in Eukaryota, Fungi, Ascomycota, Eurotiomycetes, Onygenales, Ajellomycetaceae. The transcript has 2 exons.
AUGGCUGAUAACAUGAUGGACAUCGAUGAUGAUGAAGAAGUCAAAGGAAACAUUGAUAGUAUCGACAACUGUAACGAAACAACACUCGCCCGCCUCCUGCCGAGGACUGCCAGCGCUUCCUCCAAACCUUCAAUAAUCAGAGAAAUGGCCCUGCAUGAUGAAUUACAUGACAGGCCAUGGUCAAUAUUGGAGCAGAGAAUUGGUAUACAACGCCGCAUGCGGGAUGCUGAGAUCUUGGAAGCCGCACGAGCCAACAAGAUCACAUCAAGCAAAUGGGUGCUGUUCCCAUCCUUAAGACAAGUCGAUAGGGCUUGGAGAAUCGUUGCGGAAUCGACCGCCCGCGGACAGCUGGGUAUCGGCGCAAAAGUUGCGACAGAUGAUGGUGGAUCGGGGUUUGGUGGUGCCAACUAG